GAGCAGGAGGAGGAGGAGGAGGAGGAACAGGAGGAGGAAGCGUCCGCGCCCGCCCGCCGCAUGGACGUGGUCUGGCUGAAACGCGACGUCCGGCUGGUCGACCAUGCGCCGCUGUGGGAGGCCGCAACGGGGGGGCGGCCAUUCCGGAUGCUCUUCAUGUACGAGCCCGACCACUCGCUCACGAGUCGGUGCACGGCUCCCACCUGGCGUUCGUGGCGGAGGGCCUGGAGGAGACGUGGAGCGGCGCCUCCGCGCCGCCGCGGAGGCCGCCGAGCCCGCGGAGGCCGCGGAGCCCGGCCGCCGCUUCGUGACCGUGCGGCGCGGGGAGGCCACCGACGUGCUGGCCGCCCUGCACGCGGAGUCGCCGCUGGCCCGCCUGCUGUCGCACCAGGAGAGACGGAGCACGGCGCCUCCUUCGCGCGCGACCGCCGCGUGGCCCGGUGGUGCCGCGCGGAGGGCGUGCGCUGGGUGCAGCUGCCGCAGUCCGGCGUGGUGCGGGGCCUCGCGCACGGCGGCGGGCGGUGGCAGGCCGCCUGGCGGGCGCACCUGGAGGCGCACCUGCAGGAGGACGCGCUGCCAACCCGUUCGGCCUCGACCGCGGCGCCGCGCUGGGCCGGCUCCGGCGGCCCGCCGCCGGGGAGCCUGGGCCGGUCCCCGUCGGCGAGCUCGGCCUGCCCGCGGCCCAGGCGGGCGACCGCCCGGCGCGCCAAGGCGGGGGCGAGUCGCGCGCCGUGGAUAUUCUCUCGAGCUUCCUGGAGAGGAUCGGGCGGAGAAGUACUCGGGGGGCAUCUCCUCCCCGAACAGCUCCUGGACGGCGUGCAGCCGCCUGUCGCCCUACCUGGCCUGGGGGCACAUCUCGCUGCGGACGGUGUGGCAGAACGUGGAGGCACGGCGCCAGACCGCCCAGGGCAAGUGGAAGAGGUCGCUUGA
This is a messenger RNA of Prorocentrum cordatum, 930 nucleotides long. Lineage: Eukaryota; Dinophyceae; Prorocentrales; Prorocentraceae. The record is from the annotation of a GenBank genome assembly.